Prunus persica (peach) is the source of this 2402-nucleotide messenger RNA. Its product is annotated as ankyrin repeat-containing protein At5g02620. Gene Ontology annotation, molecular function: protein phosphatase 1 binding; protein phosphatase regulator activity. The transcript has 3 exons. Lineage: Eukaryota; Viridiplantae; Streptophyta; Magnoliopsida; Rosales; Rosaceae. Gene Ontology annotation, cellular component: plasma membrane. Bases 58 to 1836 code for a protein of 592 amino acids. The record is from RefSeq and is a predicted model, not a curated record.
CUCAACUACCUUGAGAAAGGUUGAGAGAAAAUAAGUUGGAAGCUAGAGCCAGGAGCCAUGGAUCCUUCUGUGUAUGAGGCUGCAGAAUCGGGUGAUGUUGGUUUUUUCAGAAGAGCUGAUGCAUCAAUUGAUCUUCUCUGUCAGAAAACCCCAGCUCACAACAGUAUUUUUCAUAUUGCAGCUGAGUACAAACGAAUACAUUUCUUCAGAGAUGUCCUAGAUGAUCCAUCUUUGCUGUUUUGGGCUCCCAAUAAGAAGGGCAACACUCCUCUCCACGUCGCUGCGAGAGUAGGUUGUGAUGAAAUUGUAAAGCUGCUCAUUGAACACGCAAAGAAACUUCUGCAUAUUGAAGGAGCUGACGAGGAAAGAGGACCGACUAAUGGUGAAGCUAACAAACUACUUCGAAUGACUAAUUUUCAAGAAGAUACAGCACUGCAUGUUGCUGCCAGAUGCGGUCACGUUGAGGUGGUGAAUUUGUUAAUGGCUGAAGAUCCUGGAUUGUGCUGUUUGAUUAAUUUUAAUAAGGAGUCCCCCUUAUUCUUGGCUACUCGGCAUGGCUUUCCACUCGUAGCUCGUUCAAUUUUGAACGAGUGUCCAAUAUCUCCUUCUUUUAGGGGGUUUAACGGUGUUACAACUUUGCAUGUAGCGGUAACUUAUAUGGAUGAAGAAUGGAAAGGUAUUGUGGAGACUAUGGUGUCGAAAUAUCCGGAUAUAAUAAAAAAGGCUGAUGAUGCACUUAGGUGGACUUCCUUACACUACGCAGCAUUUGGAGGGAACCUUGAAGCAACUCAACUGUUGAUGCAACGUGAUAGUUCUGUUUCUUACAUCUUGGACAAAUCUGGAAUGUCAGCUCUCCAUGUCGCGGCCUAUGCAGGUCACACCGAUGUAAUGGAAGAGAUGAUUCGGUGUCGGCCAGAUAUUUGUGAUUUGGUCAAUCAUUAUGGCCAAACGGCUCUACAUGCUGCAGUUUUAGGUGGACGAACAAAUGUCAUCAUGCAUUCACUGAACGUGUCUAAGCUUGCAGUACUAAUAAACGAAGCAGAUGUAGAUGGAAACACUCCGUUGCAUCUGGCUGCCAUCAAGAAAAAUCCUGAAAUUAUAAGGGCGUUGACAGGCGACCCUAGAGUGGACAAGAUUGCUACCAAUGGGAAAUUCUCACAGGCCUACAACAUUUGUCUUAGCCAGAAUAUUGGAGAACAGGAAAUCUUCGGCAGUAGUAGUCCUAGGGUUCUGGACAACCUAGGCAGCUCCAUUGGUCUUCCAUAUUUCCAUGGCCAAAUCAGACGUGAUUUCUGGAAUGUUCCCGAGAAGGAUACCAUUGAAGGCGAGAAAGAACACGAGCAAAGACGUGGAUCCAGACUCCUGAUAGCAACGGUUGUUGCAGGCAUUACAUUUGCAGCAACUUUCGUCGAUACUGGAGCAUCAGGAAGCGAUGGAAGAGGAAUAGAGCUUGAAGUGUUUUAUGUCUUGAACCUAUUAUCCCUCCUUUCCUCAUUUUUUGUGAUUUAUAAUGAAAUAGUAGGCAAAAACUUGGUGAUGCCAACGCGUUCAGCUUCAGAGUUCACUCGGCUUUCCGUCUCAGCAAUGUUAGUAGCAAAUAUUGCGUGGUUGUCUGCAACGCAGCGCGGAGACACCGAAUUGAGUCUGCUUGAAAGCGUACAUUUUAUAAUCUCUCACAUAAUUGUUUUUCUUUGCUUCUUUUUUCUGCCGGAACUCACGGAAGCAUUGAGGACGAAAGAAAAACAGAGACAAUUAUACAACAGAGGUUUUUCAUUUUCUGCUUGGUAUGUAUUAGCUUAUAUAAGGAAGAAAUUUCAGAAGCAACACGCUUUGUAAGACAAAUAUAUAUAUAUAUAUAUGUACUUUCCUUUUUUCUUUAAAUUAUAACAUAUUCAUAAUUGAGUGAGUAAUAUGCUUUGGUUCCCAGCCACUGUUAAUUAAAUAUUGUAUGCUUCGAGUCCGGCUCACAUGAUUUUGCUACAGAAACCCAACCCAUGUUUAUUUUCUCUUUUUCUUCUGUUUUUGUUGUCAAAACUGCUACAUGCUCAUGCAUGAACUUGUACGCUUGAUUCUUGAUAAGGUUCAAUCAAAUCCCAUUUGCUGAGCAUACCCAAGACACAGAGUAAGGAUCACUGGAUCUUCUAAACUGAAAAACUGUUACAGGGGGCAUAGAUAGUUGAGGAUCACAGAGACAGCAAGGGAACCAUCCACAUCCCCAUUAAGCCAAGAUAAAAGGGAUGCAGUAUUCAUCUACAAAGAGGAGAAAGUUUGUCAAACUUCUCUGUAAAACUUAGUACGGCUCUAUUGAACCUUGACAUGAAAACUUAGGACGCGUUUGAAUUCCCACACCAACCACACCACCAACCACACCCACACCAACACCCCCACCCCACCCCAACCCC